UAGAGAGAGAGAACCGGACCGGGGAAUGGGCCGGUUUGCAGCGUUUCCCGUCCGACUGGUCGCGGUCGGGCCGGAAAACGUGGUAAAGGGUUCCCGCUGCCGACGCAAAUCCUAGGGUUUUAGAGAUAGAACAUCAAAAUCGCUCUUCCUCUUCUUCCCCAUUUUUCGCAAAUUUGAGCUUUGGAUUUCGACUGCAAGAAUGCCUUAGAUUUCGCAAAUCUUCCUCCGAGAGCAUCGGAUAAGAAGAAAAAAAGAAGUCCUCGUAGUUCCAACAGCUACUACCAUGGAUCCAAUCCAAACUGUUCAUGUCAAGCUUAUGGCCUCUGAUCUCCUCUCCUUAACUGUCUGGCCCUCAAACCCUCCCUGCUUCACCCGGAAGGGAAGGCCUAUAUCUCGUGCUGAAACUGUAGGCAUGGUAGUGAGCCGUGAGCACAAGGACAAAUUUCUGAGGUUCCUGGUGGACGAUGGAGUGGGGUGCAUCCCCUGCAUCAUCUGGCUCAACCACCACUACCUCACUUUCCAUGAUGGUUCAUCUAAUCUCGAACUUAUGGCUGAAAUGGCACUGAAGCAAUCUGAGAUAGUUCAGCUGGGGGAGCUAGUUAGAGUCAGGGGGAGAAUCACAAUCUAUAGGGGGAUGCUACAGAUUACAGUGAGGGAUGUGGUGGUGGAGAGGGAUCCAAAUGCAGAGGUGCUACACUGGUUGGAUUGCAUCAGGUUAUCCAAACAGUGCUAUGACUUGCUGCCUGCUGCUGCUCUUCCUGGAUCUGUUCUGAAACCCACAUCAAGAUGGGUCUGA
This is a messenger RNA of Phoenix dactylifera (date palm), 796 nucleotides long. The record is from RefSeq and is a predicted model, not a curated record. NCBI's taxonomy places the organism in Eukaryota, Viridiplantae, Streptophyta, Magnoliopsida, Arecales, Arecaceae.